UCGUAUGCGAUCCAUAAUUGAUUGGAUUGAACAACAACCAGAUAAAUCAUUGAUUACUACAAGUAUUGUGUACAAUGGCGAAAAUUUUGGAAUAACUAAUGUGUCAAAAUUUCAAAAGUAUAAUUUAAUAGAUUUUGGUGAUGGAACUCCUACAAAACAGAGACGCAAUCGAGAAUUUGUACUUAAUGGGUUUUAUAUAGUACAAAGUACUGAGGCCGAUGAUGGAAUAGAAGUUUACUUUAGUUUACAAACGGAAAAAUUGAAAAUCUUGGAGCAGGAUCCUGAAUUUAAGAAAUUUACUUUUUCAUAA
Molecule: messenger RNA, 310 nt
Organism: Cetraspora pellucida
Lineage: Eukaryota; Fungi; Glomeromycota; Glomeromycetes; Diversisporales; Gigasporaceae
Source: the annotation of a GenBank genome assembly